GAGAGGCUUGUUAUUCGAAUCGAUCGGAAUUCUAGAUCACAUGUGAUUCCUACACCGUUACCAGCUGUCGAUCGCAAUCCUAGAUUAAGAGUUAGGCUUUCGGCAUGGCGGCGACGGCGAUUCCGCCACCGGCGUUGAUGGCGGCAGCUCCGGCGGUGGCCGUGCCGGGCGCUGUUUUCCCUAACUCGUCGCUCUACGUCGGCGAUCUGGACGCCGCGGUGGACGAGAGCAAGCUCUACGAUCUGUUCAGCCACGUGGCGCCCGUCGCCUCCGUCAGGAUUUGCAGAGAUGUCACGCGCCGAUCGUCGCUCGGAUAUGCCUACGUCAAUUUCAAUUCUCCGAUCGACGCUUCUAAUGCAAAGGAUGCUUUGAAUUUCACUCAUGUCAAUGGAAAGCCAAUCCGGAUCAUGUACUCUCACAGAGAUCCUAGCCUCCGGAAGAGUGGAUAUGCUAAUCUCUUCAUCAAGAAUUUGGAUCAAGCAAUCGACACAAAGGCGCUCUUCGAGACCUUCUCUGCCUUCGGAACCGUGCUCUCUUGCAAGAUCGCGGUCGACCACAACGAGAACUCGAGGGGCUAUGGCUUCGUGCAGUUCGACAAGGAGGAAGCCGCGCAAAACGCCAUCCAAAGGCUGAAUGGCAUGCUGAUAAACGACAAGAAAGUCUACGUGGGGAUUUUUGUGCGUCGACAGGAGAGAAACCGGGGGAAAGGAUCGCCCAAAUUCACGAACGUUUACGUGAAAAACCUGCCCGAGAGUGCCACGGAUGAGAGCCUUAGGAAAAUGUUCGAAAAGUUUGGAGGGAUCACUAGCGCGGUGAUCAUGAGAGAUGGCAAUGGGAAGUCGAAAUGCUUUGGCUUCGUGAAUUUCGAGAGCCCUGACUCUGCAGCUGCUGCAGUUGAGAAUCUGAACGGAUCCUCAUCGGAUGAUAAGGUGUUGUAUGUUGCAAGGGCUGAGAAGAAGGCGGAAAGAGAGGCGGAACUCAAGUCUCAGUUCGAGCAGGAGAGGAACAGUCGGUUCGAGAAAUUAAAGGGUGCUAACCUUUAUUUGAAGAAUCUUGAUGAUAGUGUGAAUGAAGAGAGGCUGAAGGAACUAUUUUCAGAGUUUGGAAACAUUACAUCAAGCAAGCUCGUGCGUGAUUUGAAUGGACUGAGCAAGGGCUCGGGUUUUGUGGCAUUCGCGAGUCCUGAAGAAGCGACCAAAGCUUUGAAUGAAAUGAAUGGGAAGAUUAUUGGGAGGAAACCUUUAUAUGUUGCAGUGGCUCAAAGAAAAGAUGAAAGGAAAGCUUGGUUGCAGGCACAUUUUGCUCAGACGCGAUCCUCUGGCAGCAUGUCUCCACUUAUGCCGGGGUUCCACUCCACCUCACCGAGGCUUGCUCAUCAGCAAGUUUACUUCGGUCAAGUUGGUCCCGGGCUCAUCCCUCAGACGCCCGGGUAUGGAUUUCAGCAGCAGCACAUGCCCGCUCUACAGCCGGGAGUCCCAUCAAAUUUCGUCUUGCCAUUCCAACUUCAGCAGCAAACUCAGCCCGGUCCCCGCCCGGAUCCUAGGAGAGGUGCAAAUUCUCCACAGCCUCAGCAACAGGUGUACGGAAAUCAAGGUUUCAACAGAUACAUGCCGAAUGCGCGAAACGGCGUCAACCCCUCCAUGGUUCCACAAGGCCUAAUGGGACCAAUGAUGCCACUACCUCUCGAUGCAUCAUCUCCAACAUCGGGAGCUUCUCUAGACGUCCCGAUAUCACUACCAUUGCCUCGACCAACCCUCGCCUCAGCCUUGGCGUCUGCAUCACCGGAAAAUCAGCGCAUGAUGCUCGGCGAACAACUCUACCCUCUGGUCGAGCGUCUUGAGCGCAACCACGCGGGAAAAGUCACUGGCAUGCUGCUGGAGAUGGACCAAACUGAGGUGCUUCACCUGAUAGAGUCACCGGACGCCCUCAAGAAGAAAGUCGUCGAGGCGAUGAACGUGCUCCGUUUGGCAUCGAGCGGGUCCGACAUCAGCGAUCAACUUGGAUCCUUGUCUUAAAACCAAUAAGCAAACCACCCAUUUUUUUGCCUUUGCUAAGGUCUUUAUUUAUUCUAAACUCAAAAUUCUUUUUUUAUGCUGCUUACCUAGCCUUAGUCCCUGUCUAGAUAGAUAUAUUAAUUUCCCUUUCAUCUAUGAUCAAAACUAGUUCAAACUAGUUCAUGUGUUUUGGGUCAAGUUUAUGCUUGCAUACGCCAUUUCGAUUACUUAUAGCAAAAUGUUCGUUCUUGAA
This is a messenger RNA of Salvia hispanica, 2247 nucleotides long. RefSeq names its product polyadenylate-binding protein 3. Gene Ontology annotation, cellular component: ribonucleoprotein complex. Gene Ontology annotation, molecular function: RNA binding. The record is from RefSeq and is a predicted model, not a curated record. NCBI's taxonomy places the organism in Eukaryota, Viridiplantae, Streptophyta, Magnoliopsida, Lamiales, Lamiaceae.